AUGACGAUAAUGAUAGUUAUUAGACCAGAUAAGGGAGAUAUUCUCGUUCGAAAAAGUUACUUAGGUGAUCGUGAUGAUGAAAGUGCCGGCAUCGAAAAGCCAGAAUCAUUUGUGUUUAAGUAUUUAACGCUUGAGCAAACUCAAGCACUACUUGAACUAAAUAUUGAUGUGUUACAGGAAGCAAGGCUUUUCUCCACAGCAAGGAUCAGGGUUCUUUACCUUGCUGAAAGUAUUACUGGAAAAUAUUCAAGCCUUUAUCAGCACUAUAAGCUGUACAAGAAUUUCUUUACUACAGAUCAAGAGCAAGAGAACUUACAUUUAGCGUAUGAUAUUGAACAUCCGCCUAUUUUGAAUAUCGACUAUCCACUUCCAAUGGAUGAAGGUAUCUCAGAACAAGUGCUACAGCUUGAUGAGCAAGCAAAAGCUGAAGAAGCUGAAGCACAAAAGGCAAGGGAAGAGGCUGAAUUACUAGCCGCUCAAAUAGAAGAAGCCAAAGAUGAAGGGACUGUAGAAGAGAAUAAGCAAGACGAAGUUGAAUUAGUCCCAGAAGAAUCUACUUUGCCUCUAAAGGACGUGAAGGAUUUAAUUAAGACAGUAACCAAUGACGUUUUAGAUGGAUUACAAGUUGAUGUUAACCAGAAAUUACGAGACCGUGAAGCUGUUAUGCUUAAUAAAAUCAAUCGUAUCCAAAAUUAUUUAAGAAACUAA
Trichoplax adhaerens is the source of this 708-nucleotide messenger RNA. RefSeq lists its product as uncharacterized. The record is from RefSeq and is a predicted model, not a curated record. Lineage: Eukaryota; Metazoa; Placozoa; Uniplacotomia; Trichoplacea; Trichoplacidae. The transcript has 8 exons. The coding region runs from base 1 to 708 and encodes 235 amino acids.